AUGAAUUUAUUUGAAAUUUAAUCAGAAUCAGAUUUAUAGAAAACGUUUCAUUAAUAAUUUAGAAAAAGGACUUCUAUUUAAGAUAAUCAACACAAUUAUAAAAUCUUUAAAUUUGAUAAAUGCUAAACAAAAAGUAAACUAUUAGAAACUAUAAGGAUGUAAAAGUUUUAAUAAUAAUUUUGCAAUUCCAUUUCAAUAAAUAAUAAAUUAAUUUGAUAAUAAAGAAUUAAUUUCUAGUUGUCAAUGUUUAGAUUGUGGUGGUAGAAUUAACAAAAAAAUAUUAAUUUCUAAAAAGGAAUUAAAUGACCCAAUAUAAUCUAACUCUAAAUAAAGAUUUCCAAUCUCACCUUAGUUGUCAAUUUAGCCAUAAUAUGUAAGACCAUCUAAUCGAGAUCUAAGUUUGGUUGGAUCACCUUCUCAUUUUAGUAUCAUUUUAUUUUUAUUUUUAUGUGAAAAACAUUCCAAAUAGAUAAUUUAAAAAAGUAAUCGUGCGUCUGUAAUGCCAGUAAUCUAAUUAAUAAAAGCAUAAAAUUUAAUGAAAAAAAUUAGUUAAACUCAUAAAAUAGAAAAGGAAAUAAAAACAAAAAUUAGCAUAUCUACUCAUAAUUUAUUUAAUAAGGUUUAAUAAAAGAUGAUUAUUACCAAUAAUCAUAAUACUGAUAAAUUAAAAUAUGUUUAAGUAUUAGAAAAUAAGAAUACUAAAGAAAUAGCAAAUAAAUUACAUAAAUACACAUCAAAUUGUGGUUAAUUUAGAAUUAAAACAGAAUCUUAUAAUUAUAACUUUGCUUCAAAUAAUUAGAAGAUUUCUGUUAUUAAUAUACCAAAUCUAACCCAUUUAGAAAAUCUAAACAAAAAUAGUAUUAGCAUAUAUGAAUCAAAGACACCCAGACUUUUUUUGGCCAGAAGUGAAACAUAUAAUCUAAAGCAACCUUUAACCUAAAGACUUAUGUGUACAUAUCUUAAAAAAUUAAAUAUUAAUUCUAAAUUAAUAAAAAGUAAUAAUCAAGUUUGA
This is a messenger RNA of Paramecium pentaurelia, 1012 nucleotides long. Lineage: Eukaryota; Ciliophora; Oligohymenophorea; Peniculida; Parameciidae. The record is from the annotation of a GenBank genome assembly.